ACAUUCAAAUAUCUGUGUGGUUUUAUUUUUUUUUUACUAUUGUGCAGUCAGUAUAGCCACUUCGGAUACGCAUGAUAUUGAAAAUCUACUUGGAAAAUUAAACAACGUAGCCGACAUAUUCAAUGACAAAUUAGAUAAAAAAGUACCAUGGACUGAAUUGAAUGAUGCCAUUGAAAUACUCAACAAAAUUCUACUCGAUUACAAAGACAAUGCGCGGAGAAAAAUAAGCGAAUUGAGAUCGAAAAACGUUGAAUCACGAAAUCAUUACGUGUUUGCCGUCACGCCGCUAUUGAGCUGGUGUCAUUUGGUUAAUUCAAGUAUACAGGAAGCGAUUGGACAACUGAAACAACCAGCCUUGUCAGUUGCUGAUAAAAAACACAUCAAACUCAAAUUAGAACGUGUGACAAAAGCAGGUGUCGAUAAAUCAGAAAAAUCACAGAUCGAAAUUCAAAAAACAAUAGAAAGUAUGUCGUACUUAGAAAAUUUGUUAACCGCUGUGGAAUUUGAUUUGCGUGAAAAUGUCAGUGGUGCGUUUGAUUUGCUUGGAAUAGCAGAAUUACAAGAAGCGUUAAAAAAAGCAAAAAAUGUUAGCAAAAAUGUCGGGGAUGCUUUGGCAGUUGAAUACGAUGAUAUGGAGUUGGUAUUUGCGAUCGGAAUAUGUCAAGAUAAUAUCGAAGACAUUAUGUCACCCUUAUUCAGCAACUCAUUCAUUAAAAAGUUGGAGCGGCUUGUCGAAUCCUGUGUAAUUUAUAAUGAAUCACACCACAAUCCAACCGAAACCAUGCGAAUCAAUAAAAGUCGUUGAACUGCCGUGAAACCAGACCCAUUGCCAUAUGAAAAGACUGCAAACUACGAUAAUCACUUCAAUCAUUUACCAAAGCUUAUUUUUUUUUGAACAAUAUUAAAAUGCACUUCAUCGCUGUGUUUGAUUUAGCUGGAGAUGCUAAACAAUGAGUCUAGCUUCAGGAAAAAAGCUGUAUCUUGGAGGAGAAAAUGGCCCAUUUAAAAAUGAUUGGAAAAUAUUUUUUGGAAUUUUUAACACAACAUUUUAUGACUUUAGAAUGUAUUAUUUUUAAUAAUUAUUUCAGUUUCACUUUGUUGUAUAAGCCAACUGUUAAUCGUCAGUAUUUUCAGUGUGGCAUAAUUUUUUUUCACGGUUAUCCAAUUUUGUUUUCGUAUAAUGUCAAAAGGUUUCAGAUAUGAUCAG
This is a messenger RNA of Contarinia nasturtii (swede midge), 1207 nucleotides long. RefSeq lists its product as uncharacterized. The transcript is spliced from 2 exons. Lineage: Eukaryota; Metazoa; Arthropoda; Insecta; Diptera; Cecidomyiidae. The record is from RefSeq and is a predicted model, not a curated record. The annotation marks the transcript as partial. Gene Ontology annotation, biological process: hemolysis in another organism.